GUCAAGUGGGAGUUGGCAUACUUGGAGGCAUUGGAACAUCAUCCUUGGCGGAUCGUUGAAACACCCGAAACGGCAGACUUUAUCAUCAUCCCCAUUCCCAUCAAUUCCAUUUCCGUGGCAGGAGACCCCAAGGUGGACAUGCGAAACGCAUUGGAUGCACUCUAUCAAGAAGAGCUGUUCCAAAAGUACCCCGAAAAGCAUGUUUGGAUGACCUUUUUGGAGUAUGCCUUUGCUCCCCGAAAGAACGUCGAUAUCAUGUCCGCCACCAGCCGCACGGAUCCUUCCAAGAAGAAACAAAAGAAGAAGAAGAACAAGAAAGCUGCUGGAAAGGAAAAACCCGAUGCUUCGGGAAUAUACCUUUCGGACUAUCAGCGCCUGGAAAACAUUACCACUGCCUUGGCCAUUGACCAUCAUGCCUGGAAUCACAAGGUGCCUUACCGUGUCAAAGAGGAACAAGGAUGGACGUGUCAAACCAUGCAAAAGGUAUCCUGGGGGGAACCCAUCACCCGACAUUCCUGGUCCAUGUCGCUGAUGGGAGCCGCUACCGAACUCCAAAAUUCCCUGGAACCCCUCACGGUGGAAGCAUUCCGUAACAAGACAUAUCAUUUCCUAUACCAUAGCCGAAGGACACCUUCCAUGUGCAAUUCUACUCCACAUCGGCAUGCACUACUACUCAUGGAUGAGAACAACAACACCCAAACCCGGGAUGCAAUCAAACAGCCCUCGUCCAUUGGGUUUGAUAUCGAACCGUCCGAAUGGCAACGCCGAUUUGUCAAUGUCCAGUACUGUCCGUGUGUGCGAGGGGACACGCCCUUUACACGCUGUGUCUUUCGGUCGAUUCGAGCCGGUUGUGUUCCCAUUGUUGUGAGUGACAGUUUGGAGGACUUUGCACCCAUCUACAAGUCCGUGCUGCGACAGACAGACUACGCCGUGGUAGUGGAAGAAGCACGGUUUCUGGAGAAUCCCGCUCAAGCACUCCAUGACGCGACCCAAAGGAUGACCGCGACGGAGGAACUGGAAACCUUGAUCCACGGCAUGAACUUGGUGAAACGAAUGAUUGUACCCAACUACCCCGACUCACUCUUUGUGGAAGCGUUUGCGCAUGAAACUGUGGCAAGUCAACAGCAGGAAUAUUAUGAUUACAGGUAA
This is a messenger RNA of Seminavis robusta, 1149 nucleotides long. Lineage: Eukaryota; Bacillariophyta; Bacillariophyceae; Naviculales; Naviculaceae. The record is from the annotation of a GenBank genome assembly.